Molecule: messenger RNA, 2520 nt
Organism: Cajanus cajan (pigeon pea)
Lineage: Eukaryota; Viridiplantae; Streptophyta; Magnoliopsida; Fabales; Fabaceae
Source: RefSeq, a predicted model, not a curated record
AACCAAAUGAAGCCAGUAACUUAAAAACGUUGCGUUUAUUUCAAGUGAUGCGAGGUAUGCAGCAGCGGUUGCAAGUUCCCGCUCUGUUGCUCUAAAACCCCAAACUAAACAAAAACCCUAACCACUGCUCAUUUGUGUAAAACCGUGAUGGCGAUGACAACCGUAGAAGAACACGACGUGGGUAUCUCCUGCUUCAUUUCCAACAUUCCUGGCUUCCGCGGAAUUUUAAAGCAAAGGUAUUCUGAUUUUAUUGUGAAUGAAGUGGCCAGAGAUGGAACAGUUGUUCAAUUGUCCACACUUGAUGCCCCUGAAGAGGAGCCAGAGAGUUUUCAGGAAAAUGGAACCAACACAUCCGACGCUGUUGUAAGUUAUGCAUCUCAGAUUGAAUCCUUCAAGUCUCUUGCUGGGGAGUCCGAUGCAGUUCUUUUGGAGGAAUUUAUCAGUAAAAUUAAUGCUGGUGGAGAAGAUAGUGUCUCUCCUAUUGUUCUUUCUCCGGAUUCUGAUAAAUCUCAUCGAAAGGCAAUGCAUAACUUCUUUAAGGAAAACUUUAAGUUCCUGGUCACUGAUGUAGUUGAUGGACCUGACGCAUCAUCAAAAUGUAUCCGUGUGAGAUUAAAUUCUGCUGAACCCAACAACAAAGGAAAAAACUCUAAGAAGCGCAAAGAAAGAGGUGAUAAGCCCUUUGACAGCCGAGGUUCAGAAGAUUGGCCAGAAAAUGUUGGCAAGUUCCUUAGGUUUUAUCUUUACAAGGAGAACAAGGAUACCCAAGAAGCUUUGGGGGUUAUUGGAAAUAUGCUUGGCAUUCAGCCAAAAUCAUUUGGAUUUUCGGGUACAAAGGACAAGCGUGCUGUCACGACCCAAAGGGUUACUGUUUACAAGCAGCGAGCAAGUAGGCUAGCUUCCCUUAACAAGAGGUUGUUUGGAAUUAAACUGGGUGAUUUCUGUUAUGUUAAGGAAGCACUUUGUCUUGGCCAGCUCUUGGGAAAUCGAUUUACAAUCACAUUGCGAGGCAUUGUUGCAGAUUCUGAAGAUACCAUAAAAGCAUCUGCAGAGGCCUUAGGAAAGCAUGGCUUCAUUAACUACUUUGGCCUACAGCGUUUUGGAAGUGGUUCCGUGCCAACUCACCUCAUUGGAGCUGCAUUACUCCGAGGGGAAUGGAGACUUGCUGUAGACCUGAUCCUUGAUCCAAGAGAUGGAGAAAGAAACGCAAUAGCCAAGGCACGCAAGUACUAUAAAGAAAGUAACGAUGUUGUUGGGACACUUAAGCAGUUACCUCGAUACAUGGUCGCAGAAAGGGCUGUGCUGCAAACUUUAAAAAUGUCUCCUGGAAAUUAUUUGCAGGCUUUGAAAAGUAUUCCAAGGACUCUGAGAAUGUUGUAUGUACAUAGUUACCAAAGCUAUUUGUGGAACCAUGCUGCAAGUAAGAGGGUGCAAAAAUAUGGAACUGAACUUGUAUUAGGGGACUUGGUAUAUUGUAAAGAAAAUUCUACUGGAAAGGUUACAGAGCUCGUUGGAUCUGAAUAUGCUGAAGACUGCGGUGAUAGGUAUGAUUCUAAUAACGAUGAAGUCUUAGAAGAUGUUCAUGAAGAAAUAAAGAGUGAUGUCAAGGCUGUCGAUGCUGAAGAUCUUAAUUCAGGAUCUUACACAAUUGAUGAUGUCAUCCUUCCUAUGCCAGGUUCCCGGGUAAAUUAUCCAACCAAUCAUAUUGCCAGUGUUUAUGAAGAUUUGGCAAAAAAAGAUGGAAUCAGUUUGACUGAGAGCAUGCAUAAUGUGGAGGAAUUCUCAAUAACUAGUAUCACCGGAUGUUACAGGAGGGUUUUUCAGAAGCCUAUUAACUUUGAAUGGGAAUUACUUACAUAUACUGACAAUAAUACACAAUUGGUAGAGACGGAUUUAGACAAAAUUAACAAGUCUAAACCUAUGAACACUGUCAAACCAAUGGGUGCAGUAAAUGAGAAAAAGGAAGAAGCCUUUGAUGGCAUCAGAGAAUUAGAGAGCUCCAAUGACGGUGCAAAGGUUGAGAAUUAUAAUGAGAUUGCAGGUGAGGAAGUAAAAUUAUCACAUGACGAGUCUCUUGGUGGCUCCGACUCUCAAGAUCCCCAUAUUGCUCUCAAAUUGAGCUUUACUCUUCCUGCUUCAUGUUAUGCAACAAUGGCCAUAAGGGAGCUGCUGAAGACUUCAACCUCUGUUGCAUAUCACAAGACACUAAACCAGUAAUAAGCACGCAGCUACCCAUUUAGCAAUGUUUUCUGCAGGAGUGAUUUAUAGAACAGAGAGAAAACUGCAAAGAGAAGUUUCAGAUCGUAUGCUACUAAUUUUAUGUUUUAAUAAUCGUAUAUUGUCAGAAGAGAGCAAAAUCCGCUUGGGUACUCUUUGUAUAUUCUUUGUAUAUUGUCGGAGAACUGUGAAAUUUAACGCUACUAAAUAGUUCUACAUUUUCAAAUGCUAUUAAUUUCGUUAUUGUACUGGAUGAUUUCCAUGUGUUGGAUUUUAGUACCUUGUGCGCAGUUCUUUUUUCAA